UUGGAGUUCCACUUCUUUUUCUUUGUAUUUAUGUAUAGUUACUUUAACCUAACAGAUCUGAUUAAGCUAUGAUUUUUAUGUGAAAAACUCCUCUUGGGUAAUGUAUAUUAAAGUACAGUUUCAUUUAACAUUGGCCAAGUUUGAUACAAGAAAAUGGCCUCAUAAGACUGAAACAAAUAGUUACUGGAACAACCCCUAAACCCCUAAAGGACAGGAACAUUCCUCAUGGACACUCCUCCAACCUGGGCUGGUUUUCACAAUUCAGUGAAAAUAGGUCAUGUUCCAUCAAUUUCUCAACUCUGCUUUGACCAACUACUUAAAAUGUAAUAGCAUCACACUUAUCAAUUCUUCCUCUUCAAUCUUCUGCCACCGUGAACUUUGGAAAAUUUGAAAUUAAGGCCACAAAAUGCAGGUCAACUAUAGAAGCCACCUGCCUCUACAUUGCAUCAACCAUAGACACCAUCCACCCUAUAAGGGUUAAACCAGUAAAGUGCCUGGAAGGCGAUUGACGAGCGAAGCUGUCAGUAAUGAAACAGUGGAAGCACCCUGCAGAUUGUGCACUUGACUAAUAUUCAGAUCACUCUAGCAAAAAACAUUGCAAGAGUCGAAUGGUUGUGCUAUGUACUGUUGGAUAGGAAAUUUCAUUUUGUGUUUAUUGGUGUCCACUUUUGUUGAGACAAACAAAAGUUGAUGAAAACCUGCAAAAACUGAAGUUUGGUUUACAAAAUCACAAUUUUGACACACUUCUACUUUUUACAAGUUACCCUUUGACUUCAGCCAAUAGAAGAGAUGAAAGCUAUAUUAUGUAAAAUUGAUAGAGUUGUGCUGUCAUAUGGUGCAAAUUUUGUUACAAUCGGCUAUGUUGUUGAAGAGAUAUUAGUGUUUGAAUAGUGUUAUAGUUGAGCUGGGCUGGAUCAGGCAGCUCAAAAUGAAACAACAAUCUCCUUAGAAAACUUUGCUUUUGCCUGUAAUAAAAGAAUUGAUUUAUAUAAAAAAUCUGAUGUAAAUCAAAUAAAUAGAUUUUUUAUUUUAUUCGUUUUAAAUCAUGAUUUUAUUCAACUCUUGUACAAAUAUGUUUUGUUACUUUUGUUAUGUUAGUUUUAAUUGCAAUGUUGCUUUCAAGGGACAAGAAUGUACAGCAAGAACUUGCAGAACUCGGACAGAAGUGAAUUACCGGAUCUGAACACCUGAGUAGGUAAAGAAGCACAGCUGCACAAGCAAAGAAGAAACACUACUACCAUGAAUGCCCAAGACUUGUAUGACAAUGUGCUGCAGGGAAGAGAGCCCCAAGAGUGACACCACCAUUGAUGAGAAACCUGAGGACAACCUCUGGCUACAACUGGGCUUUACUGUGGACUCUGAGACAGGUGAGCAUUUACUGUCUCCUAAGAAAAACAUCAGCGGAGGAGACGUGACCCUUGACUCUGUGUCUCAUCUUAACUCUCCGUCCUUCACCCUCAAUGAGACAGUACCAGACUUCAAUCUUGACUUCAACCUUGAUGAAGCCUUGAAAUUUGUUGGACUGAACUGCUCUGAGACUGGGGAAACUGUCUGGAAGCCCUCAGAGCCUGAACCCACCUCUGACAACAAGGAAAGCCCUGGUAAGGAGGAGGAGGACAGCGAGGACAGCUUAGACACCUUGAACGACACCCUGGACGAUAUGAUCCAGGCCUCCCAGCUUCAUCCUCAACACCCGUGCUCACUACAGGCACCACGGGUGAAAACAUGGAGGUGGACAACAGUGUGGAGAUCCCUCUCAACAAGGCUACCAUCCUGCAGGGACACCAGAGUGAGGUGUUCAUCUGUGCCUGGAACCCAACCACUGACCUUGCCUCAGGGUCAGGAGACAGCAUGGCCCGCAUCUGAAACAUGAAUGACAGCACCACCUCCCUGAACCAGCUUGUUCUGCAGCACUGCAUUCAGAAAGGAGGCACUGAGAGGUUCCCAGUAACAAAGAUGUCACUUCCUUAGACUGGAAUUGUGACGGCACCUUGCUCAUCACAGGAUCUUACGACGGUUACACCAGAGUUUGGAUGACAGACGGCCGACUAGCCUCCAACUUCGGCCAGCACAAGGGUCCCGUAUUUGCCCUUAAGUGGAACAAAAAGGGCAACUACUUC
Molecule: messenger RNA, 2120 nt
Organism: Scylla paramamosain (green mud crab)
Lineage: Eukaryota; Metazoa; Arthropoda; Malacostraca; Decapoda; Portunidae
Exons: 7
Coding region: 1244-1873 (209 amino acids)
Source: RefSeq, a predicted model, not a curated record